Eublepharis macularius is the source of this 3665-nucleotide messenger RNA. RefSeq names its product abhydrolase domain containing 18 (gene ABHD18). The record is from RefSeq and is a predicted model, not a curated record. The coding region runs from base 339 to 1727 and encodes 462 amino acids. The transcript is spliced from 13 exons. Lineage: Eukaryota; Metazoa; Chordata; Lepidosauria; Squamata; Eublepharidae.
ACCUUUGUUGGUCUUUUUGGUUCCUCCUCCUCUCGCAGACUGGCGGGACGCUGAAAGACGCGCGGAGGCUGGAAAGAGGGCAGGGUCGAUGAGAGGGAUGUGCCUGGGGCGGCCUCAGCCGCGUGUUUCUUUCCAUCAUCCACCUCGUAGCUUCUCUUUCUCCUCGUGUUGAGCGCGGUGGGUGGAGAGAAGUCGCCGCCGCUUUGCCUCAGUCGAGCGGGACGUGCAGCUUGAGGCGCGUCUCCCUGUGGUGGGUGUCGGACUUGGACGGGGCGUCAAGAAGAGCCUGGCCGCUCCUCGCCGUCUGGUGGAUACUUGCUAGGGAAUGUGUUUUGCUAAUGGGUGUGAGCAAAUUAGAUGUUUUAUACAGACGCCUUCUUCUCACUAAGCUUUUCAUUCAAGGAUGGGGAAGACCAGAAGACCUGAAAAGAAUAUUUGAAUUCAGAAAGAUUAUUGGAAACAGAGAAAAAUGCCAGAAUCUGGUUUCAAGGGACUAUCCAGUGCAUGUUAACAAGGUUGAAGAGCAAUCAGAUUGUAAGAUCCUUGAUGGACACUUUAUUUCACCCUUGGCUCAUUAUGUUCCAGAUAUCAUGCCUGUGGAAACUAUCACAGCAAGGUUUCAGUUUAUUGUACCCAAGAGAUGGAAUAGUAAAUACAGACCUGUAUGUGUUCAUUUAGCAGGCACUGGAGACCAUUACUUUUGGAGACGACGCACUUUAAUGGCCCGUCCAAUGAUCAAAGAGGCUUGUAUGGCUUCUUUGCUUCUAGAAAACCCUUAUUAUGGAUGCAGAAAGCCUAAGGAUCAGUUAAGGUCGAGUCUGAAAAACGUGUCUGAUUUGUUCGUCAUGGGAGGAGCUCUUGUGCUGGAAUCAGCAGCUCUUUUGCACUGGCUUGAGAGAGAAGGCUAUGGACCGCUAGGAAUGACUGGAAUAUCAAUGGGAGGACAUAUGGCAUCAUUAGCAGUAUCAAACUGGCCGAAACCAUUGCCCCUAGUUCCUUGUCUAUCCUGGUCUACAGCUUCUGGUGUUUUUACUACGGGUGUACUGAGCAAAGCAGUGAACUGGAGGGAGCUAGAGAAACAGUAUUAUACUCAGAGUGUUUAUGAAGAAGAAAUCAUUCAAAUGCUUGAAUAUUGUGGGACAGAUUCAUUCAAGAUGGGACAAGACUUUGUUAAAAAUUCUCCUGGCAGUGUGGACAGCUUAAGGAACCUGGAUCUGAAUUCUAGUAUGCUCAAGUUGGAUACCAGAAGCAAAGUUCUUUCUUCGGAAGCUGGCCACUGCCUUAGUCCUAGCAAAAGUACUCUAAGUGCCUCAGCAGAAGGAUUGUUAGUACAAGAGACACCAAAAAUGCAGUGCAUAAACCAGACAUUUUCAACCAGCAGCAAUAGCAAUAAGGACUUUACCUGUGAGCAGAAGCAUCUGAUAAGUGGGAAAAGUGACACUUUACAAAGAGAAUCUCUAAGGUUCAUGAAAGGGGUAAUGGAUGAAUGUACCCAUGUAGCUAACUUUUCAGUUCCAGUUGAUCCAGCACUGAUCAUAGUUGUUCAAGCCAAGGAGGAUGCUUAUGUUCCAAGAACUGGAGUGCGUAGCCUUCAAGAAAUAUGGCCAGGAUGUGAAAUCAGAUACUUGGAUGGAGGUCAUGUUAGUGCAUACCUCUUCAAACAAGGAUUGUUCAGACAAGCCAUAUAUGAUGCAUUUGAACGCUUUCUUCAGAAAUAUGCUGUAUAAUCCUACUCUGAACUACUCUGCAUAAUAUUGUUCUGAGUUUUCCUUGUGGAUUGUCAUGUUUGGAAAACAAGAUGAUUAGAGAUUUUCAGUGAAGUCAGCAAUUGAAUGUCCUGUGCUGCUGUUACCAAUAUUAGCAAUGCAAAAAUAAGAACAUUUAUCAACCAAGGUCAACCUUAAAACUUUCAUUAGUCAAAACUGUGAACAUCUUAGCACAAUACCAGUGUGUCUGAAGUCUAUAAAAUGAUUUUAAAAUGGUAAUUUAAAAAUGGUAAUUGAAAAAAGACCAAUGCUGCACUGACAGAUGGUUAAAUUUGGGUUUGUGUAGCUUUCAGAAUCUAAUUUCUGGUCCCAGUUUGUCAUCAGUUCAUAAAUGCAAGAUGAAUUUAGCUCCCACAGAAUAACAGUUACUAUUUUUUUCACAGUCAGCUCAGUAUUUGCAAGAUUUUCGUUAGGAAUAUUCUAAAGAUAGUUUACUUAUAUUGACUGAGAUUUGAAAAUUGGGACGUGUCCAAAGAUCCAGUGCUGCAUUUGUCUGUUUUGGUUUGGAGAAAAGUGCUGACACACUGCUUUGUUGUGCCAUGUUGGUUCUUAAAGGAAAUGCUUGUUUAGGUUCAGCUUUCCUAAUUUAGAACAGGAGUGCUGUUCAUGUCCUUUUUGGAUAUGGAGGGGGGAAAUUGCAUUGUUCACUGGCUGAGUUACAACACCUGAAAUAAAACAGUCUUGUAUAAAUAUCCCAUAUAUCAAAUCUUUUAACAAAUGUUAGCUUCCUUGAAAAACCCUUGUCAUACAAAUUAUUUUAAUUUGCAUUGUUACAUAGUAAAAUGGUGUGGGUAUGUAAUAUUACAUAAUACUGAUGGAUUGGGUCCAUUAUAUCAAGGCUCUUUGCAGAGUGUCCAGUUUGCAAGUGUCCAGUACUCUUGGGGUGGUGGUGAAUGACACUUUCUGGAGACACUGGAUGUUAAAUUGACUAAGAUCUUAAUUUUUAAAAAUAUUUUAAGGUCUGAUAUGGAACAACGUCAUGGAAAGAAUCAAUAUUUAAGUCAAAAUGGUCAAACCUCAACAGAAUUUACUAACUUUUUAUUAAAACUACUCUAUAGCAGCCACAUGAAACUAGAAUUCCAAAUUUGCAAGUGUCCAGUACUCUUGGGGGGAUGGUGAAUGACACUAUGUUUCUGGAGACACUGGAUGUUAAAUUGACUAAGAUCUUAAUUUUUUAAAAUAUUUUAAGUUCAUCAGAUUCAUUCUACUAAUCACUAAUAUCUUGAAAAAUAGUUAUAAUUCUAUGUUAAAUAUUCAGAAUCUAGAGUUGCAUAGUUCCUCCUGUUUAGAUCUGGCUUCCAAAACAGAUGACUUAAAAAGAGUUUGAUAUUCACAAGUGCUUAAAUAAUGACUGAAAAAGGUAGCUGCCAAAACCAAAGCUGCCAAAUCCUUGUGUCUCUAGAGGCACAUUAACUAUAAACAUUAGUAUCAAUUAAACUGUAUACAAAGAAAAGGCAUGUAUUAGAUGCUGUGUCAAGAGAACAAAUACUUGAAUCUUGGCAGAAAAUCUCAAAACAUUGAAUGUAAGAGGAUAUUUCUGUGCAACUUGUUUAUCUCUAAAGGACUGGCAGACAAUGCAGUCACAUGCAGUGAUACCUCAGUGCAAGCCUAUUAAUUUCAAUGCGCUUAAACUAGACAACUCUGCAUAAAAUUGCACUGUAAGAUAUCCUUUUGGUAAUACCAAUUUUGUGGGCCUUUACUAUGAAUGAAUGUUUUUCAUAUUCUAACCUAUCACGUUUCUUAAGUAAAACAAGAAGGUACUAAUGAUCUGAUGUUAACAUGAUUUUAAUUGUUUAAAUGAGGAAAAGUAGAAGGGAGUUUUACAGUUCUGUAUAACUGUGAUUUGUUGUCUUCUUUCAAUUAUUUUAUAUUUUUAAUAAAAACUUGAAUUAAAAAUUC